Messenger RNA from Xenopus tropicalis (tropical clawed frog), 2793 nucleotides. RefSeq names its product reeler domain containing 1 (gene reeld1). NCBI's taxonomy places the organism in Eukaryota, Metazoa, Chordata, Amphibia, Anura, Pipidae. Gene Ontology annotation, cellular component: extracellular matrix. The record is from RefSeq and is a predicted model, not a curated record. The transcript has 7 exons. The coding region runs from base 28 to 1602 and encodes 524 amino acids.
GAAGCGCUGGAAAGGAUUCUCUAAAGGAUGUUUCUCUGCAGGGCUCAGGCAGACCUUAACACGAAUGGGAUUUGCAAACAGCAGCUUGAUAAGAUGUUUUCGUGGGUAGAAGACAGGAUAAAGGCCCAGUUAUGCCUUGGAUUGGCCUGUGCCAGCGUUUGUUUGAUUUCGUACUCUGCUGCCUUUUCACAUGGUGCAAGCCUGUCUGCCUGCUCUGAUAUGAGACCCAAGCACAUCCGAGCUCAGCCACAAAACCCCAAGAAAAACUACAUCGCCAUCCGCACCAACCGCACCUCCUAUCUGCCCGGGGACACUGUACCAGUGACCAUCAGAAGUUCAAGGGAUUUCAUGGGUUUUCUUCUCCAAGCCCGAAGAAUAUCUAAUGACCAAGUUGCUGGGUCCUUUGUAUUUAUUCCACCUGGCGCCAAACUUCUCCAUUGCUUUGAAGAUGGAGAUACAGUCACCCACUCAGACAAAUCCUUAAAGAGAAAUCUGUCUUUUGUGUGGAAGUCACCAGACCAACCAGUUGGAGACAUCAGGUUCUUUUUGUCAGUAGUGCAGUCAUACUUUGUAUACUGGUCUCGGAUUGAAUCUGCCAUAGUAUCAAGUAAAAUUCUAAACAAUACACAUGCUUCUUCUCAUGUGGGGACAUCUAAAACUGUACCGACUGCUGAUUCUGCGCAGAGCUGGAAACCAGAGCAGUCCAGCGUGUACCUUUUAUCUGUAUCUGGUUUAACUAACGUCACUGCAGCCAAUACCAUUGCUCUAACAUCUGUCAGCACUGCUGGUACUAAACCAUCAACAAAUGCAUCCAAAUCAUAUAAACCAAUGAUGUCAGUUGGAACAACUCCCAAGCCAGUCGUUCCUUCACUAAAUAAAAGUAACAUCAUUGCCACAAUGCAGCCAUCACAUGGGCAGAUCAAUGGGACGUCUGAUCAACCAACUCACAGAGAGAAAAGCACACAUGGAGGAAAUGUAACACUGUGCCUUUCCUGUCAAGAGAAAAGUGAGGUUUCCUCAGGAUUUGCGCUGUCACCACCCAGGCCAACGUUUCCUCCAGAUAUGAAGCCAUGGCUAACUGGGCAAACCUUCACCACUGGCCAAGCACUGCAGGAUCCUCCAAAGCAGGAUUUGCAGCAGGUACUGACCGACGCUCCUUCCACGGCAGCAAAUGAAGAUCAAACAGCAACUAAAGGGCUCUCUCCAAACUUUUUGCAACAGCCAGCUGAUAUUGCAUCUGAUCGGAACAUUCAUAUUGAAGCAGAGGCUACAUUGGCAUGGGAGACCAGGCCUGUGAAUGAGGUUGUUGGGAAAGGAGGAGAAGAGAACAGGGGCAUGCAGCUUGCCAUGACACAGCUGGGCAUACUUUUAGGCUGUUCUGCAGUUCUUGGCAUGGCCCUUGCUGCCGGCCUACGCUGUAUCCAUGCGCAGUAUUGCCAUAAGAGGACAGAGGUGUCCUUCAACGAGCCAGAUAAUAAUAUCAUUACUGUGACAGAGAAUGGCGAAAUGAUGCAGUUUAGGAAGAUCAGAGAAAACAGCUUUGUGCUUGUGCAGGCAGAAUACAACUGGAUUACUCCAGCAGCUGGUGGGAAGACACAGUAGCACUCAUUCAUCUCUGUGCCAUUUUAUAUACAGUAUAAAAAAAAUAUAUAUAUAUGUAUAGCUUUAGUAAACAGUAAAGUUGGUUCUUAACCCAUGAGUUAUGGAGGGUUGGGGUCUGCUACAAUACAUACAUCAUAUAACAAAUUAACUAGUUGUAUCCCUCCACUCUUGGAUACCUAUGGAGUCACAAAGAACAAGGAAAUAGCACAACUAGGUAUUUAGGACACUAUUUAGGACACUAGAUUGUCUAUAUACUUUUCAUUUUUCAAAUACUUUCAAACCUUAUGCAGUAAAGGGUUAAAUUAAUUAUCUUCUAAUGCCCCACAAAGCCAUGGAGUGCACUUAUGAUAUAGAACCUGAAAGAACAAAUAAUAAUAUUUGCCUUUGUUUUAGCCUUCAACAUUUUAGUGUAGGUUUAUUGACUUUUUUUUCUCAUAACUAUCCCAGUGAUAGGAGUUUAUUACUGUUCUUUCUUCUCCUUUGCUAUUAUUAUAGCUAGAACCAAAGGCUGCUUUUGUUCUAUGGAGAUGGGGGAUCCCUGCUGCUGAGCUUUUCUUUCUCUUACCAAAAAUCCAGCCAGGGCCGGAACUAGGGGUAGGCAGAAGAGGAGCCUUCCUAGGACAUCGCUCUGGGGGAGCUGGUUGGGGCUGACCAGGUUGCCUAGGGUGUCUGGUCGGCUUUUCCCGGCACUGCAUGUGGGUUUAACCUUGGCGUCGUAUGUUGGCUUGGCAACUUCUUAACAAAGCAGCUACACAGAUUAAAUAACUGAUACAAUAUGGAAGCUGAAGCAGUGAAUGUUGAUUAAUCAGUCCCAUCUUUUGUGCAUGUUUGGAGCAAAUUUGAGCAGUUACACUUCCUUUUACUUAUACUUUGGAAUGCUCAAAACAAAACCCUUUGUAACUAGCAAGCUUGCUUAUCCAGGCAACAUAAAAUGGUUAUGUUUAGAUAGAAAGGCAGCUUAAAUUGACACAGAAUUUACUGUACAUGUUUAAAAUGUUAUCUCAUAGAAUUGUGUGUGUUGUAGAUAUGUAAUAUGUAACAGUUGAACUUAGUUUAAUGUUGUUUCUCUUGCCAUUUCCCUGUUAAUAAUGCAUAUACUGAAUGUACUUACCAAUGACUGGUUUCAGUGUUGCAGAACUUCUGUGUAUCUUUUUGGUCUAAGCCAAUAAAUGUGCAUUUUCGACCUGUCAA